Molecule: messenger RNA, 920 nt
Organism: Eurypyga helias (sunbittern)
Lineage: Eukaryota; Metazoa; Chordata; Aves; Eurypygiformes; Eurypygidae
Product: S-adenosylmethionine synthase isoform type-2-like
Exons: 6
Biological process (GO): S-adenosylmethionine biosynthetic process
Cellular component (GO): methionine adenosyltransferase complex; cytosol
Molecular function (GO): ATP binding; methionine adenosyltransferase activity
Source: RefSeq, a predicted model, not a curated record
GCAGAGUGUGUAGCAAAAACUGGCAUGAUUUUGCUUUGUGGAGAGAUCACAUCCCAGGCUAUAGUAGAUUACCAACAAACUGUAAGAGACACUCUUAAGAGGAUAGGUUAUGAUGACUCUUCCAAAGGACUGGACUAUAAAACUUGCACAGUUUUAGUGGCCUUAGAACAACAGUGUAAAGAGAUCAAGCAUGCUGUCUCCCAUGGCAAGAAUGACGAUGACAUUGGAGCAGGGGAUCAGGGUUUGAUGUUUGGCUAUGCCACUGAUGAAACUGAAGAAUGUAUGCCCUUAACAAUCCUCCUGGCACAUAAACUGACUGCAAGCAUAAGGGCUCUGGAACGAAAUGGAACAUGGCCCUGGGUUAGACCAGAUGGGAAAACACAGGUCACAAUGGAAUACAAGGAGAAUAACGGUGCCGUGGAGCCCAUCCGAGUGCACACACUUGUGAUUUCAGUACACCAUGCCCCGGACAUAACUCUUCAACAAAUACAGAAGGAAUUAAUGGAGAAAGUUGUUAAAAAAGUCAUUCCAGAGAAGUAUCUUGAUGAUGACACAAUUUAUCAUCUCCUUCCAAGUGAAAAGUUUGUAGAAGGUGGUCCUAAGAGUGAUGCUGGACUGACUGGCAGGAAGAUCAUUGUUGAUACCUACGGAGGCUGGGGAGCCCAUGGUGGAGGUGCAUUCUCUGGAAAAGAUCCCUCCAAAGUUGAUCGCUCUGCAGCAUAUGCAGCUCGCUGGAUUGCAAAAUCUCUGGUGAAAGCUGGACUGUGUAAAAGAGUACUAAUCCAGCUAUCAUAUGCUAUUGGUCUGAGUCAUCCUCUUGCGAUCUCAGUGUUUCAUUAUGGAACAUCAGACAGAUCUGAAGAAGAACUGCUUGAGAUCGUGCAGAAAAACUUUGACCUACGCCUUGGAGCUAUCAUAAG